CAUAACAAAGACGGGCACGCAAAAAUAUUGACGAAAAACGGAGGGGUAAAAGGGGAAAGGCGACGCCGAGCCGAGGAGCGAGAGAGGGCGGAGUGGGGAGCGGAGCUCGUUGAUGGUGGUUAGGGUUUCGCCGCCCGCGCCCUCGACCUGCUGAAGAAGUUCCAGGCGGCGGACGAGGCUUCCGCCCGCCCCUAGAAGGUUCCGGGACGAGACGCCGGAGGACCGCGGCGCGCGGAUGGCGGAGCAGGAGCGGGGGGACGCGGAGGCGGGGGGCGAGGCCGCCGCCGCGGCGGCCGUGGCUGCGGCGCACAACAGCAGCAUGAAGCGUGUCAAAGUAUACCGUUUGACUGAUGGAGGGAAGUGGGAUGAUCAAGGAACAGGUCAUGUUUCUAUUGAGUACGUUGAGGGUUCAAAAGAACUUGGUUUAACUGUUUUGGAUGAAGAGGACAAUGAGACACUACUUGUCCACAACAUCACUUCUGACGAUAUCUACAGAAAGCAAGAAGAAACAAUCAUUUCAUGGAGGGAUCAAGAGGCAGCAACAGAAUUAGCACUGAGCUUCCAGGAAGCUACAGGAUGCUCCUACAUAUGGGACCACAUAUGUGACGUUCAGAGAAACCUGCAGUUCAGUAACCUUGGUGUUCUUGAAGUUGGUCCUCGUCAAACAUUGGAAUCUCUAGAAGCCUGUAGAGUAUUGCAUUCAAAUGAUGAUUCAUUCCACUCUGCAAAUGGUGAAUUCAGGGUGCUUCCUCCUGUUGAAUUAUCUAAUCUUCCUUUAAUUAUAAAGACUAUAUUGGAGGGCGGCAUUACAGAUCAGAUCCGUGUGGCAGAGUUGAUAACACAAGAUCGUGAUUUUUUUCCAAAGCUAGUGGACAUUUUCAGAAUGUGCGAGGAUUUAGAAAACUUAGAUGAUCUUCACAUGAUUUUCAAAUUAGUCAAGGGAAUCAUAUUAUUGAACAGUCCAUUGAUCUUUGACAAGAUUUUCUCCGAUGAGUUUAUUCUUGACAUAAUAGGCGCCCUUGAAUAUGACCCAGAAGUUCCAAUAGUGCAAAAGCAUCGCGCUUUUCUAAAGGAUCAUAUAGUUUUCAAAGAGGCAAUACCUAUUAAAAAUGAUUCUGUGGUUUCAAAGAUUCAUCAGACAUACAGAAUAGGCUAUCUUAAGGAUGUUAUAUUGCCACGAAUAUUGGAUGAUGCCACUCUAGCAAGUUUGAACACAAUGAUACAUACAAAUAAUGCAUCUGUUAUUUCCUUACUAAAGGAUGAUAUUUACUUUGUUAGAGAACUAUUUGCUAGGAUGAGGUCAUCAGAUAUUUCCAUGGAAUCGAAACGAGAAUUGGUUUUGUUUUUGCACGAGUUUUGCACUCUUAGUAAGAGUUUGGCACUUGUUCAACAGUUGCGACUGUUUCGGGAUCUUUCGGGUGAAGGUGUUUUUGAAAUAAUUUCCGAUGUGUUGCAGAUUCAAGACAGAAAAAUUGUUUCAGCUGGGACAGAUAUCCUUAUACUUUUUCUUAAUCAGGACCCUAACCUAUUGAGGUCAUAUAUUGUCCAGCAAGACGGAAAUUCUCUUCUUGGACUUCUGGUUAAGGGCAUGGUAGCUGACUUUGGUGAGGAAAUGCGUUGUCAGUUUCAAGAAAUCCUACGCAUACUGAUGGAUUCUUUCACCGUGCCUGGUGCACAUAGAGACACCAUUAUUGAGAUCUUCUACGAAAGGCAUCUUGACUAUUUGGUUGAUGUAAUAGCAUUCUCUUGUUCUCCGAGGAGCAUUUCCCUAAAAACAUCUAACUCAUUUGGUGUUGAUAGAAAUGCUGAAGUACAUCGAAUCAAGCCUGAGAUUUUGUUAAAUGUUUGUGAACUGCUGUGCUUUUGUGUAGUUCAUCAUCCCUACAGAAUUAGGUGCAACUUUCUUAUGAACAAUGCUAUAGAGAAAAUCCUUACGUUGACUCGACGGAGGGAGAAGUUUUUGGUUGUGGCAGCUGUUAGGUUUAUGCGUACUAUUAUCUCCAGAAAUGAUGAGCAUCUUAUUCGCCAUGUUGUAAAGUUCAACCUGUUGAAACCAAUAAUUGACGCCUUUGUUGAAAAUGGGGAUAGAUACAACAUGCUACACUCAGGAGUACUUGAAUUGUUGGAAUACAUACGGAAGGAAAAUCUAAAAUCUCUUGUUAUCUAUGUAAUUGAGUCUUUCUGGGAUCUACUUGCAAAAUUUGAACACUUCGGGAGUAUUCAAGCCUUCAAACUCAAGUAUCAGCAGUACUUGGAGACUGCUGAAACAAGGCUAAGUGCUAGCGUGCCUGACACAAGAAAGAAGGCAGAAGAAAGAGGUCUUGAGAAGGAAGAGGAAGACUAUUUCAACGAGGACAGUGAUGAAGAAGAUUCAGGCUCUGGCCGGCGGGCUAAACAUGCACAGAACCAACAUAGUAAGGCUAAGGUUGCCAAUGGAAGCGAAGCUGAUAGACCUAAAUCAGCUGGACUUGUAGACUAUGAUGACGAUGACGACGAGGAUUUCAAUCCGCCACCGAAGGAACCUGAUAGGCCCUCAGAGGAUGAUGAGCCCUUAAAGAUAUCCACAGUGAAGCGGAAGUUAGUGAACACGGUGGAUGGAAAACAUGCAGAUGGGGAGGUUCGCAAGAAGCAAAAGAUAGAAACCAGAAUUAGUUGUGCUAAAAUUGCCGCUGUCACUAGUACGGCUAGUAAACACACAGAUUUACAGAACAAGCAUGCCCCUCUCUCGCCUACCUCAAGCAUUCCAAGUACUGAAGCCAAUGGUAUUUUGGGGGAGCAUGGCACAAAUUCCGAGGAAAAUCAACAUUCCCCAGAGAACACAGAAACUUCACGACAAUCUGGAGGUGAUUGUAUAAAAGAUGUGGGCAGCAUGUCUACUGAGAAGACUGUAAAUACCGCAAAAACUAGCGAUUCAGAGCCUUAUUCAGUGAGAUGACAACUCCUUUUCCACAACUGGUUUGUCCCUGUACCCAAUCCGUCAACGCUUGUCAGCAGAUAGGAAUGAACGUGUUUGGCUCCAAAGGCCGAAUCCAUUUGUCUCAAGCUGGAAGCAUGAUUGGAGGUGACAUAGGUCGUGCCUCCCUUUAACUUGAGUAAAAUUCCAGCUACGACUUGUGACCCUGUAAAGUUAACUUUCCGCAAGGAAAGAUAAACUGAGAAUUGGGACGCCUGUCGGUUCAGCAUUGAAUGGGCCGCGCUCCUGCUGCCCCUGCUGCCAUGGUAGCUUAUUGUAUCUGUUUUUGAGAUUCUGGAGGAGCAGUGAAUAUGUGCCCUUUUUUCCACUAUUUCUCUCUACAAUCAUUGACUGAUAUGUUACGGUUGUAAAACAAGUAGGAAAGGAUAGUUUCAGGUGAGCAGCGUUUCGCAAGAGUUUGUGCUAACUUACCCUAUACAAUUGUAAUUUGUUGAUUCAUGUUUUAGCUGGACAGUCUUGGAUAAAUAAUCUAUUCACGUGAUAGAAUGAUUUAUGCAGAA
Messenger RNA from Phragmites australis (common reed), 3474 nucleotides. RefSeq lists its product as uncharacterized. Bases 236 to 2935 code for a protein of 899 amino acids. The record is from RefSeq and is a predicted model, not a curated record. The transcript has 25 exons. Gene Ontology annotation, biological process: protein dephosphorylation. Gene Ontology annotation, molecular function: protein phosphatase activator activity. Gene Ontology annotation, cellular component: nucleoplasm; protein phosphatase 4 complex. Lineage: Eukaryota; Viridiplantae; Streptophyta; Magnoliopsida; Poales; Poaceae.